Photinus pyralis (common eastern firefly) is the source of this 1536-nucleotide messenger RNA. RefSeq lists its product as uncharacterized. The record is from RefSeq and is a predicted model, not a curated record. Gene Ontology annotation, molecular function: phosphatase binding. The coding region runs from base 83 to 1522 and encodes 479 amino acids. The transcript is spliced from 6 exons. Gene Ontology annotation, biological process: negative regulation of phosphatase activity. NCBI's taxonomy places the organism in Eukaryota, Metazoa, Arthropoda, Insecta, Coleoptera, Lampyridae.
UCUGUAAGUAUUGAAUUCUAUUACAAAUUGAUAGUUCGUAUAAGAAACAAUCCGUAGUUGGUCUGUGACAGUUGCUAUUGUCAUGUCUAUCUGUUAUGUGAACGAAGGUAAGAAAAUGAAUAUUGGUCAUCCCAGCAAUUUUAAGAAUGGAUUUUGGAUGUGGGAUGAAGUGAACAAUGGACUACUCUUUGUUAACAAAGAUAUAAGUCCAAGACUUCCAUCAACCCUAAAUGUAAAUGCGAUAAGAGCUGCGGCAACUAAAGUAACCCGGAAUGAAAUGAAAUUUCGAGAAACCGUUGAUCAUUUGGACAAGGCUCGUUUCCGUCGAUACCACCAAAGAAGGUGCAAACCAAAUGAACCCGAUGUAAUUACUAUUCAAGAUGUGAAAGAUGUUGCAAUAUACAUAGCAAAUCCGAGGAAUUUAUCACGCGAUUUAUUAAAACUUCUUCAUACAGUGACGAUGGAUAAAUUUUUACGGGCUCUAAUUGUCUAUUUCCAAUUCUUCAUACUGAUAUGGGAGAAGUUAUUACUGAGGCGAGAAGAAAAGAAGCGUAAACUGUAUCAGCCCAUUGUUACGCAAAUUGAAGAUAGUUUACGAAAUGACUUGGCCGACUUGCGCUGUGUAGUCUCGAGGGAGUAUGGUACAAUUCUUAUAGGAGCAGAAAAAACAAAAAAAUUUCACCAUAUGCUUAGUAAUAAAAAUAACAUUUCACUUUCGGAUAAAGAUCGUAAGCUUUUUGAGGAGAUCGUAAGUAUGUCGGUCAGAAUUGUAUGGAUUGCUUUGCACAGAAAGAAUCUCAAUUUAAUCGGUAAGAAAUUUGGGAGAUGUGCGGGAAACCAUCAGCUCAUUUUAGAAACGGAAAUGAACCAGCUGUUGCGCACUAAGAUCUUUAAUGGAAGAGCUUGUGGUGAAGACCUACACAAAUCACAGGAGGAAGAGAACAUUUUAUACGGCACUGCAAAUAUCAUGGAAAAAAAGCUCUUGCAACAUUCACUAAUGACAAAAGAAUUAAUGCUCGGUCAGCAUGAUUAUAGACUGCUCAUGAUUGGAGUUAAACAAUAUGAACCAACGGAUGAACGUUUGGAAUACUUAGAGGUCGCUUUUACAGCACCUGAGGAAUUGCUAGUAAAAGAAGGUGUCACUGUCGGACUACUUGGUCUUCCCAGAAGUGAUUACGAUGCUAUGCUGAUAAGUCUGACUCAUAAUGCUAAAAAGCGGUUAGCAAAGAAGCCUAGAAUUUUACCUGAGUUUAAGAUUCCACCUUCCAUUCACCAUAGCACUGCCGACAUGCCGAAAGCAUUCCCCAAGAAGCCUCCGUUAUACAAAGACACGUCGCAAAAAAUAACUGCACGAAAAAAACAAUUUGAUAUGUGGAAUAAAGUUUGGGAGAGGGGAAGCGAAGUAAGAGAAAUGUCAAUUUUGGAUUUAUCAAGAACACAAUCACAAGCCCUACUCAGUUCACGAAGCUCCAUUUCAAUGGCAACAAGACGUUCGAUACAAGUGGAACAAUGCACAAUGUAAUUACUUAGCUCGCA